Messenger RNA from Sinocyclocheilus grahami, 2359 nucleotides. Its product is annotated as protein argonaute-3-like. The annotation marks the transcript as partial. The record is from RefSeq and is a predicted model, not a curated record. Gene Ontology annotation, molecular function: RNA binding; protein binding. Lineage: Eukaryota; Metazoa; Chordata; Actinopteri; Cypriniformes; Cyprinidae. The transcript is spliced from 17 exons.
UUGCCAGUGGCCACAGGGGGGGUGGACCUGGAUGUGACCUUGCCAGGUGAAGGUGGGAAGGACAGGCUGUUUAAGGUCACCAUUAAGUUUGUGUCACUGGUCAGUUGGCACUUGCUGCAUGAGGUCCUCACUGGGAGGGGCACACCUGAUCCUCUGAACCUGGAUAAGCCAAUCAGCACAAAUCCCGUACAUGCUGUAGAUGUUGUUAUGCGCCAUCUGCCCUCUAUGAAGUACACCCCAGUGGGACGAUCCUUUUUCUCUUCCCCCGAGGGCUAUGAUCACCCACUGGGUGGGGGGAGGGAGGUGUGGUUUGGCUUCCACCAAUCAGUGCGUCCAGCUAUGUGGAAAAUGAUGUUGAACAUUGAUGUGUCUGCCACUGCAUUCUACAAAGCUCAAGCUGUGAUUCAGUUCAUGUGUGAGGUUCUGGAUAUCCACAACAUCGAUGAGCAACCUCGACCUCUAACUGAUUCCCAUAGAGUCAAAUUCACCAAAGAGAUCAAAGGUCUAAAGGUGGAGGUCACCCACUGUGGCACCAUGCGGAGGAAGUACAGGGUGUGUAAUGUUACCCGUCGACCAGCCAGCCACCAGACGUUUCCAUUACAGUUGGAAAAUGGACAGACUGUGGAGAGAACAGUGGCACAAUACUUCAGGGAAAAGUACAACUUACAGCUCAAGUAUCCCCAUCUGCCCUGCCUGCAAGUAGGGCAAGAGCAGAAGCACACAUAUCUGCCUUUAGAGGUGUGCAACAUUGUGGUAGGCCAGCGCUGCAUUAAAAAAUUAACAGACAACCAAACCUCCACCAUGAUCAAAGCCACGGCCCGCUCGGCACCGGACAGACAAGAGGAGAUCAGCAGACUGGUGCGCAGUGCCAACUACAACUCGGACCCCUUCGUGCAGGAGUUUCAGUUCCGUGUGCGGGAUGAGAUGGCGGAGGUGACUGGUCGUGUCCUGCCCGCCCCUAUGCUGCAGUACGGCGGCAGGAAUCGUACAGUAGCCACCCCAAGUCAUGGAGUGUGGGAUAUGAGAGGCAAGCAGUUUCAUACUGGUGUGGAGAUCAAGAUGUGGGCCAUUGCUUGCUUUGCCACUCAGAGACAAUGCAGAGAGGAAGUUCUCAAGGGCUUUACAGACCAGCUGCGGAAGAUCUCUAAGGAUGCAGGGAUGCCCAUACAGGGCCAGCCAUGUUUCUGCAAAUACGCUCAGGGAGCGGAUAAUGUGGAGCCCAUGUUCCGCCACCUGAAAAACACCUACGCUGGCCUCCAACUCAUCAUCGUCAUAUUGCCUGGGAAAACUCCUGUCUAUGCUGAAGUGAAACGUGUUGGAGACACUCUUCUGGGAAUGGCCACUCAGUGCGUUCAGGUGAAGAACGUGGUGAAAACCUCCCCUCAGACCCUCUCCAACCUCUGUCUCAAGAUCAACGUCAAACUGGGCGGCAUCAACAACAUACUGGUACCCCAUCAGCGCCCAUCUGUAUUCCAGCAGCCUGUCAUUUUUCUGGGAGCUGAUGUAACUCAUCCACCCGCAGGAGAUGGCAAGAAACCCUCCAUUGCAGCUGUGGUGGGCAGCAUGGACGCUCACCCCAGCAGGUACUGCGCUACCGUCCGUGUUCAGAGGCCCAGACAGGAGGUGAUUCAGGACCUGGCGUCCAUGGUGCGAGAGCUGCUCAUCCAGUUCUACAAGUCCACCCACUACAAACCCACCAGAAUCAUCUUCUACAGGGACGGUGUGUCUGAGGGACAGUUCAGACAGGUGCUGUACUACGAGUUGUUGGCCAUACGUGAAGCUUGCAUCAGCCUUGAGAAGGAUUAUCAACCAGGAAUUACCUACAUCGUUGUGCAGAAACGUCACCACACUCGUCUCUUCUGCGCUGACCCCACUGAGAGGGUGGGCCGCAGUGGUAACAUACCAGCAGGUACCACAGUGGACACUGAUAUCACCCAUCCUUACGAAUUUGACUUUUAUCUGUGCAGCCAUGCUGGAAUACAGGGUACAAGCCGACCGUCACACUACCAUGUGCUAUGGGACGACAACUGCUUUACAGCCGAUGAAUUCCAGCUCUUGACCUACCAGCUGUGCCACACAUAUGUGCGAUGUACCCGCUCCGUUUCCAUCCCUGCGCCUGCCUACUAUGCCCACCUAGUGGCCUUUAGAGCCCGCUACCAUUUAGUGGAUAAAGAGCACGACAGUGCGGAAGGCAGCCACGUGUCGGGCCAGAGUAAUGGCCGAGACCCCCAGAUCCUGGCCAAAGCUGUGCAGAUCCAUCACGACACUCUGAGGACCAUGUACUUUGCUUAGCCCCGCCUUCACAGACCUGUCAGUCGCUGGUCAUCGUGCACUUAGCGGAGGAGGGCUUCUCCCAAUC